Messenger RNA from Capronia epimyces CBS 606.96, 1299 nucleotides. RefSeq names its product oxidoreductase. The coding region runs from base 1 to 1299 and encodes 432 amino acids. Gene Ontology annotation, molecular function: oxidoreductase activity; nucleotide binding. The transcript is spliced from 2 exons. Gene Ontology annotation, biological process: NADPH regeneration. NCBI's taxonomy places the organism in Eukaryota, Fungi, Ascomycota, Eurotiomycetes, Chaetothyriales, Herpotrichiellaceae. Gene Ontology annotation, cellular component: cytoplasm. The record is from RefSeq and is a predicted model, not a curated record.
AUGGCGCCACCGGCAGUGCUGAUGGUAGGCACCGGAGAGUACACUACGGGCUUCGUUGCGGGCGCUGCGUCGACAUCAGACAAGAAGGUGGGCGUGGUAGGAUUGACGAUGUUCGACCUCCGGCGGCGCGGCAAAGUCUCUGACCUCUCCAUGGCCGGAGUGUCCGGGCAAAAAUUCCCGGCCAUCAGAGAACACCUUCGGCAGAACAUCUCGCAGGCAUACAACGGGCUGGACGUGUCGUUCCAAUCGUUCCCCGCCGACGACCGGGCGGAUGCGGACGCGUACAAGACGGCCAUCGAUGCGCUACCUCCCGGCUCCGCCGUGACCAUCUUCACCCCCGACUCGACGCACUACGAGAUUGCGCGGUACGCGAUCGAACACGGCCAGCAUGUGCUUCUGACCAAACCGGCGACGAAGCUGCUAUCGGAGCACCUCGCGCUGCUCGCUCUGGCCCAGAAGCACCGGGUAUUUGUGUACGUGGAGCACCACAAACGCUACGAUCCGGCGUACGCGGACGCGCGGUUCCGCGCCCGUGGCCUCGGCGACUUCAACUACUUCUACAGCUACAUGUCGCAGCCCAAGUCGCAGCUCGAGACGUUCAAGGCUUGGGCCGGCAAGGACUCGGACAUCUCCUACUACCUGAACUCGCACCACGUCGAUGUCUGCGAAUGGAUUGUGCGUGACGCCGGCUGGCGUCCCGUCACAGUUCGUGCCAGCGCCAGCCUGGGCAUUUCCGAAUCCGUCGGCUGUGCCAAAGGCACCGAGGACACCAUCACACUGCUGGUUGACUGGGUGCUGCCGGAGACCGGUAAGGGGGACGGGGACAAUGACGGUGAUGGAGCCAGCCGCAAACGCGCCACCGCCAUCUACACGGCCAGCUGGACCGCCCCGAUGAACGCCGGCGUCCACUCGCAGCAACGGUUCCACUACGUCGCGUCCAAGGGCGAGGUCACCGUCGACCAGGCCAAGCGCGGCUACGACGUGGUCGACGAGUCUGACCGCUCGGGCAGUUGCUUGAAAUGGUAUAACCCGUUCUACAUGCGCUACGCGCCCGACGAGGAAGGCAACUUCAACGGUCAGAGCGGGUACGGGUAUGUGAGUUUCGAAAAGUUCAUUGACGCCGUCACCGCCGUGAACGAGGGCCGAGUCAGUCUGGACGAUCUCGACAAGCGCAGCCUGCCUACAUUGAGGAACACUGUCCUCACCACCGCCAUCUUGGAGGCUGGAAGGAGGAGUCUGGACGACGGUGGUCGAAGCGUCCAGGUUGUAGGAGAAGGGGACAAGGUCGAGUUGAAAUAG